GUGCGGCUCCUUCGAAGACAGACAAAAACAUGUUUCGAAGUUUCUCUGCUGGAAAAAUACCCUUGCUCCAAGUUUAUAAUUGCUGUUGGAAAUAAUGCAGUGGCAUUUUUGUCAUCAUUUGUUAUGAAUUCAGGAGUCUGGGAAGAAGUUGGCUGUGCUAAACUCUGGAAUGAAUGGUGUAGAACAACAGACAACAUACAUCUGUCCCCCACAGAGGCUUUUUGUGUGUUUUAUCAUCUAAAGUCAAAUCCCUCGGUUUUCCUUUGUCAGUGCAGUUGCUACGUUGCUGAAGAUCAGCAGUAUCAGUGGCUGGAAAAGGUUUUUGGCUCUUGUCCAAAGAAGACUAUGCAGGUAACUGUUCUCACGUGUCGACACGUUACUGACUAUAAAGCUUCAGAACCUACCAGCAGCCUUCGUUCUCCUUUCCUGAAGGCCCUAAAAACACAGAAUUUCAAGGAGUCUCCAUGCUGUUCGCUGCUGGAACAACCGAAUAUCGCGCACGAUCUCCCUGCAGCAGUUCUGAGUUACUGUCAAGUAUGGAAAAUCCCCGCCAUUCUGUACUUGUGUUACACUGACGUGAUGAAAUUGGACCUAAUUACAGUUGAGGCUUUUAAGCCCAUAUUUUCUUCCAGAAGCUUGAAAGGUUUGGUUAAGAACAUCCCCCAGAGCAAAGAGAUACUAAAGAAACUGGUGAUGACAAAUGAGAUUCAGAGUAACAUCUACACGUGAUUCCAGAUGGUUUUGUCAUGUGUGUUACGUGUCCAUUCCUUUGGGGGCCACAGUGGCACUGUUUCAUAGGUUUCUUUUUUCCAAGGGGGUGUUGUGAGGAUGUUAAAAACAAUAAACUUAUUUAAAAUUCA
This is a messenger RNA of Miniopterus natalensis, 860 nucleotides long. Lineage: Eukaryota; Metazoa; Chordata; Mammalia; Chiroptera; Miniopteridae. The record is from RefSeq and is a predicted model, not a curated record.